Molecule: messenger RNA, 1082 nt
Organism: Saccostrea cuccullata (small rock oyster)
Lineage: Eukaryota; Metazoa; Mollusca; Bivalvia; Ostreida; Ostreidae
Product: multiple epidermal growth factor-like domains protein 6
Exons: 6
Coding region: 16-1080 (354 amino acids)
Molecular function (GO): scavenger receptor activity
Source: RefSeq, a predicted model, not a curated record
UAUUUUGGAAAAACAAUGGAUGUUGAUUCAUGGACCUGUUUCUCAAGUCUGUUAUUUCUUUGGAUAAUGAGUAUCUCAUUUACUAAUUGCUAUGAGCAGCUUAUAAAUACCAGGACAACAAAAGUGACAAGCAGUUCAAUACAUCCAUUCGGAAGAGGAAGAGGGUCCGCGGACUUUACAAUUGACGGGAAUUUUAAUCAACAUUACACGAACUGCAUGCACACAGCCAUAGGAUGGUCGGAGGCUUGGUUGACCAUAGACCUAGGGGUCAUCUACAACGUAAAAAGUGUUAAAAUAUGGUACAGAGAUGAUAGCGGAUCAGCUCGUGCCUUCAGACUUACAGGAUUUUCCAUACUUGCCUCUCAAACCCCAGGAUUUGAGGACAACAACAUAUGCUAUCAGGAUCCAGGUCAUGUUUUACCUGAAACAGUACUUGAGGUGAAUUGUGUUCGGACUGCUCGAUAUAUAAAGAUAUAUACUAACAAGAAAAAUGAUCAGUAUGGUGCCAUUCUGGAAAUCUGCGAAAUAAGAAUUUUUGGUUGUCCACGUCGGAAAUACGGAGAACAGUGUGAGUCAUGCGGAAAUUGUAAACGGGAUUGCCACGCAACGGGACAAUGUGAUUCAUUUGGUUGUAUACAUGAUGGAUACCAUCCACCAUACUGUAAAGCAUGUGAAGCUGGGAGCUUUGGUAAAAACUGUCUCUCAGAAUGUGGACAUUGUGCCAAUAAUGCAACAUGUAACUCCGUGAAAGGUUCCUGUCCAGAUGGAAACUGUGCACCAGGGUGGAUACACAAUAUAAACAGGAAAUGUAAUCAAGCUUGUAAGGAUGGCUGGUACGGCAGAGAAUGUAAAGAACAAUGUGGAUACUGUAGAGGAAACAGACCAUCCCAUCACGUGACCGGAUCCUGUUUAGCGCUAUGUGAACCUGGGUAUCACGGGGAUAAAUGUGAAGAAAGCGAAUUCUCUCAACUGCUUGCAAUACAGAGGAAAAUUCUGAACUCCAGAAGAGAACUGCUUCCUUUUAAAAGACGACGAAUUGAACUGAGAGCAAAUGGCACAUCUCCUACUGACUUCAUAUAAGA